GGCCCCGGUGCGCGGCAGUGGAGAGACGCGGACCCUCCCCCGGAGUCCCCGGCGCCGCCCUGUCCCAGCCUCCUUUGCGGGUAAACAGACAUGGCCGGCGAGGGAGACCAGCAGGACGCUGCGCACAACAUGGGCAACCACCUGCCGCUCCUGCCUGCAGAGAGUGAGGAAGAAGAUGAAAUGGAAGUUGAAGACCAGGAUAGUAAAGAAGCCAAAAAACCAAACAUUAUAAAUUUUGACACCAGCCUGCCAACAUCACAUACAUACCUAGGCGCUGAUAUGGAAGAAUUUCAUGGCAGGACUUUGCACGAUGACGACAGCUGUCAGGUGAUUCCAGUUCUGCCACAGGUGAUGAUGAUUCUGAUUCCUGGACAGACAUUACCUCUUCAACUUUUUCACCCUCAAGAAGUCAGUAUGGUGCGGAAUUUAAUUCAGAAAGAUAGAACCUUUGCUGUUCUUGCAUACAGCAAUAUACAGGAAAGGGAAGCACAGUUUGGAACAACAGCAGAGAUAUAUGCCUAUCGAGAAGAACAGGAUUUUGGAAUUGAGAUAGUGAAAGUGAAAGCAAUUGGAAGACAAAGGUUCAAAGUCCUUGAGCUAAGAACACAGUCAGAUGGAAUCCAGCAAGCUAAAGUGCAAAUUCUUCCCGAAUGUGUGUUGCCUUCAACCAUGUCUGCAGUUCAGUUAGAAUCCCUCAAUAAAUGCCAGAUAUUUCCUUCAAAACCUGUCUCAUGGGAAGACCAGUGUUCAUAUAAAUGGUGGCAGAAAUACCAGAAGAGAAAGUUUCAUUGUGCAAAUCUAACUUCAUGGCCUCGCUGGCUGUAUUCCUUAUAUGAUGCUGAAACCUUAAUGGACAGAAUCAAGAAACAGCUACGUGAAUGGGAUGAAAAUCUAAAAGAUGAUUCUCUUCCUUCAAAUCCAAUAGAUUUUUCUUACAGAGUAGCUGCUUGUCUUCCUAUUGAUGAUGUAUUGAGAAUUCAGCUCCUUAAAAUUGGCAGUGCUAUCCAGCGACUUCGCUGUGAAUUAGACAUUAUGAAUAAAUGCACCUCCCUUUGCUGUAAACAAUGUCAAGAAACAGAAAUAACAACGAAAAAUGAAAUAUUCAGUUUAUCCUUAUGUGGGCCGAUGGCAGCUUAUGUGAAUCCUCAUGGAUAUGUGCAUGAGACACUUACUGUGUAUAAGGCUUGCAACUUGAAUCUGAUAGGCCGGCCUUCUACGGAACACAGCUGGUUUCCUGGGUAUGCCUGGACUGUUGCCCAGUGUAAGAUCUGUGCAAGCCAUAUUGGAUGGAAGUUUACAGCCACCAAAAAAGACAUGUCACCUCAAAAAUUUUGGGGCUUAACGCGAUCUGCUCUGUUGCCUACAAUCCCAGACACGGAAGAUGAAAUAAGUCCAGACAAAGUAAUACUUUGCUUGUAAACAGAUGUGCUAGAGAUAAAUUUAUCUAACAAAUUUGUUAUUCUAAAAUCAGAUCUGCUUUGGAAAUUAUUGCCUCUGAUACAUACUUAAGUAAACACAACAUUACUUGGACAGUUGCAGUUUUUGAAACUUAAAGUAUACUUUUGGAGAGGAUGAACAGCAGCCUAGAAUACAAACUUAGUUUCAGAAAUAUCUACUUGGGUAGCUUGGUGCCAUUAUCCUGUGGAAUCUGGUAUGUCUGUAGCAUGUCAUUGUUGGGACAUAAAGACACCUUUAGAAAUAAUGAGAUUACUUCCUGUAUAGAACAUCAUAAAUUCCUACAAUCAGUUGAUCCUGAUGUAUGGGACAGCAUAGCUAUACCAGUGCUCUGACAACUACAUGUUCCUUUUCAAAAGAGGCAAGGCAAUGUAUAUUAGUCUAAAAGGGCUUUGUUCAGUUUUCUUUAGUUUCUCUGAGAUACUGAUUUGUAAAAUCUAAUUUUAACUCUAAUUUGAAAAUAUUAGAGUUAAAGUAUACAGUUUUGAGCUCACAAAUAGCAUUGUCAUUUCCCUUAUGUGCCUGUUAGUAAAAAAUAGUAUUUUCUGUGUAUUUGCUCAGUAGUUGAACUAUAAGCCCAUUUAUUCUGUUCCAAACAAAAACUAUUUUUCAAAAAUUAAUUUGAACCAAAACUACCAUACGGAAAAGAUGCCAAAACAUGUCCCCUUCACACAGGCUAGACAUGGUACUGUAUUUUGUUCAACGUAAGUUGGAGAAAAUCUAAGUAAACCUUAAACAUGAAACUAAGUAUGUUCUUUGUUCAAAUAAUGUAAACUAUCUACUCAUAAUUUUAAAGUCCUAAAAAGACUGCUUUGCCAUGGACCUCUUUGCUUAUAUAUUCAAGGGUUUAGUGGGUCCUUUCACAUUUGUGUAACAAUUUUGGUUUUAUUGAUAGUCCUUUGCUACUUUAAAACUAAUCAGCUUAAAUGUACAAACUAUGGUAAUAGUAUGAGGCCAAAAUUUGUUUUGCCCAAACAUGCCUUGACUGGAAUCAGUUGAGGAUCAAAUUGCAUAUUUAUUUAUGUAAAUAGAGUAAAUGAAAAGCAAUUCAACAAUGCCGUUGUUCAGGAUCUACCCUUGCCUUAUUUUUUCUAAGCUCUACUUAACUAUUUUUAAUAGUUUUGGGUUAAUAUGACUUUACUGGUUGUUCACGAAGUUCUUUUCAGUAGCACAGUACAUCUAUAUAGAAUGAAAUCUAAACCAGUUGGAAUGAGUUACCUUUUCCCCUGAAAAGGUGUAAUUUCAAUGUCCCAUACUGUUUACUAGCAAAAAAAAUUUUCUGAUAUGUAAAAAUAUGCAUAUAAUGACAAAACCAGACCUCCAGUAUAGCUAAAUUUGCAUACUUUCCAUAUAGAAAUAGUAUGUAUUCUAUGAUGUUGGAUCUAAAUCUAUAUUUUGGCCGUACUUAAAUAUUCCAAAGUAUUUUAUAAUGCACUUAAUUACUGACCUGUGCGCAGUCAUUUCUGAGGCUCCCUUUCUUGCAUCAUAAACCCUGUUAUACUUCCUCUUAGAAAUAUUACACUCUACAAAAUUGUUUUAUCAAGGGUCCAGUAUUACUAUGUGCUCUGAGAGUACAAAGAUGUCUUGACUGGCUACACAGGAAGGAAAAUGAAUUAUGAAAUGUCAGUAUAGCAGCUGAAAUAAACAGUAGUCUGCAUUAUAAAUGUUUACCAAAUGAAAAACAUUUAAGACACAAAUCUUUAAAGAACAAUAUAUAAUAAUGUAAGCUAUAUCCUUUUAAUUAGGAAAAUAAGUUAACAUUUAGUUUAUUAACUUUUAAAGAGAGGCAUAUACCAUUGUAUAUGGCACCAGAUAUACAUUGUCAGAUACCACAUUAACACAUAAUACCAAUGUUUUACUAAAAUAAUAGGCUCAAGAGUAACCCUCAAGUUAAUUGCUUUACUUUCCCAGGCUCUGCAUGCAUAAAGAAAUCAUUGUGACAGAAAAAUAUCAACUACAUACUAAAGCAUAGCUUGCUAGAACAAAUCCUGUAUGUAUGAAUGCCAGCAACUAGGGACACAUUUAGUCUUCAUAUUUUAUGCAAACUUGUCAAUUAUUUCCUUUUUAAGCACAAGUUUAUUUUGGAAUUCAGAUAAGAACUGACAGACUGUAGACAGUCACUGUACAAGGUAACCCAGUUAUUUCAAUUGCAAACAUUAAUAAACAUGUUUUCUUCAAGACAGUUAGCACCUUCUAAGAUUAAUCUUAGUACCACCCUAUGUAAAACCAAAUUUUUUUUAAAAGCCUGAACAGGUUAACAUAAUAGCCAACUAUGCUUUUCUCGGUUGAAGCUAUUCCAAAUCAGAUCAAGAAAGGUGGAUCUUAGUUUACUUCUGGAAAUAUAAUUCACAAAAUAAGACCCUUGUUCUAAAGAGGUCCUCUAAACUGGCUUUUAUUCUGGCUUAGUUUCUAAAACCUCAUUAAGAGGUAGGAGAGAAAAUUAGUCUUACCAAAAAUGCUCUGCUUUUCAGUAGCCAUCAGUUUUAGGUCUUCUUUAUGUAACUCAGAAGUUCAUCUUUUUCCAUUUGGUAACCACUUUUCUUCCACUGUUCUCGCAACUGUUGUAAUAGAGCCCCAAUUUCUUUUCCUGAAGAAAUGCCCACUUUUCUGAUGUCAUGGCCACUUACAGGAAAUGGAGGAAUGGACCACUGCUGCAUUUCCUUGAGGAGACAGUGCUCUCCUUGGUACUUCAGUAGUUCACAUACACGAGUAGUUGCAUCAGGUUCCCUAGACUAAAUGUCAAAAUCAAACAUUUAGUUUCAUCACACAUGAAAACACACACUUAGGAUCUUAACCUAAAAGUUAAUACUACUCAACAUAAAUUUUUUCAUUUAAAAUAAAAUUCACAGAAUUGUAGAUCUUAGUUUCAAUAUAUAAAUUCUAAAUUAGUGAAGAUACUUUUUAUUUCUGACCAAGCCUACUAUAUACUUACAUCUAUAAUGCAGUCUUGAUAGGGUUUCAAUGGCUCUGAAGUAUCUGCUGCUUUAAUUAAAUCUUUCCUAUUUUUAACUAUAAACAAGCCAAGGUUUUUCUCUUCUUUUGCGAUCUUCAACCUCAAAUCCAAUUUUGUGACAUCAUCUUGUACUUUGAAUAAUGAGGCCAAAAGAGUCAUUGGCUUUGGUGAAAAACCUUCAACAUUUUUACUGACUUUGUCAAAUUCUUCUAAACUUGCAUUAGCAGGUAAACCUGUAGGGACAAAAACAUUUUUCACCUGUUUUUAGUGAGGGAAAAAACCACUCAUAACCUAAACCUGGCCACUGUUUUAGUAUACAGAAAUGCCUUGUCACUAGAAUAGGAUACAUUAUAUAAGUCCAGUCUGAUGUUCCAACUUACAGGCAAACCACUAAUACAUUAUUGCUAUUCUCUCCCCUAUCACCCUCAAAACCUCUAAAAUGUUCUUGUUUCCAACAAGCUACAUCAAGAGGUCCAGAGGUAGUGGUGAUACUGGUAUCAGACUCACAAGGCAUACUCUUUGCAAUCACAAAUUCCUGACUUCCCAUUGAUACAACAUCCACUUCCCAUUCAAUAAUGUUGUUGAAAUUUGAAAUAAUAUACCCAAGUUUUCAGAAGUGUGAGAAACCACAUAAUCCCACUAUUCUUUGUGAAAAUGAAUUAUAACAUUUACUGAAAAACUUCUAUGUACAAGUCAUUCUCCUAAAAGAUCUUCACAUAUAUUAACUUACUGAAUCCUUUUAGCUUUUCUGUUAGAUAGAUGCUAUAUUAUUUUUAAACCCCCUUUUAAGGUUAGAAACUAACCCAGGUUGUAAAGAUUAGAUAAGGGGCUUAGCUUCCUUCAAACCAGAUCUGACUCGAGUACAAGCACCGCAGGCUGUCUUUGAGCUAUUCCCUACUCAUGACAAAACUUACCUAUCCCAUAACCCAAACUUUGUCUUAUUUUAAAAUACUCCAUUUCUCCAACAAGAAUUCUUCAACCAAAUGAAUCAUUUUUUCCCUUAUGAAAUCUGAAACCAGAUAUUUCACUGCCAAAAAUUCAAACACUUUAAAACUUGCUCUCACCUAUAUAAGAAGCCACAUCAAGAUCAUAGAUAAGGUGAAUCAAAUGAUUUACAUGGUUACCAACAAGAAUUUUUUUUAGUUCCACCCAAAUCCUCUCUCCUGAGAUUCCAGCCAAGCCUUUUGCAUUUUCUGCAAUUGCUUCCAAAGUUUCAGGAUCAUGGUCACCAGGUUUGUCUACAAUUCUCCCAUAAAACCUAGAAGACAAAAUCUUCACAAGGUAUUACCUCUAUACUGGCAUGUCACAAGAAAAAUCUUUUUCAUUUUUAUUUGGUACUAUCGCAUAUAUCUACUUAAUGAAAAUAACAUGGAAUUAGUUAGGUCUAGAAGGGACCUUAGAAAGCAGCUAGUCAUUUCUCCACCUCCUUUUUUUUUCCAUAUAAGAAAACCCAAGAUUGAAUAAAAUAUAGCAACCUUCUUAAGGUUAGGAAGAACUAGAACCUCAGGGUCUCAACCUCACUUCCAAAUCACUGACUCAGACGGUCAGAAUAGUCAUCAAAUGCUGAAUUGGCACUUAUAAAUGAAAACACCAUUCUUGUAAAGGCAGCAAAUCAAAACAAGACUGCAGUGCCUUAACAGUCUUAAUUCCUCAAAACUUGCCUGUCUGUACACAUUAAUACUUUCAAUGAAAAUCUUCAAAUAUGAUUAAUCUAGUUGUACACACUAGAGUAUAUUUCAUGGAAUCUUAAAACUGGAAGCCCUAAAGUAUAUGUGUUGUACCACUCAUAUGCUUAAAAUUCUAAUGAAUACCCUCUAUUCAUCAGUGGUCCAAAGUAAUGCUAACUUUGGAUUAGUGACCCAAAUACAGCUAAGUCUUAAUCUGUGUUCUAUUAUUUGUAACAGAGGCUAAAAAUAUUCAAGUUUAUAGAAACUACAUUUAUUGAUAAAAUGUGUGAUCUGUUAAUAGAAUAUUCUGAGAGCAAUCCCAAUCAAGUGAAAAAUGAGUAUUACUAGACACAAACUAGCCAAUUCAGUUUUUUAAAGAGGUUAGUGUGUGGCAUGUAAAAAUCUGCUACCCACAAAAUUAUUCAUGCAUUUUGUAUUUACCAGGUUUAUCUAAGUUUUGAGUAUGUCUAUACUUUGAAUUUUUAUUGACCAUAUAGCAGGUAUUUCUUUUCACCAAAAUCAUUUUGUUGUGAAGCAUCAGAGAUUUUCACGACCACCUAAGACCAUAAGCUGUAUGAAGGCAAACACUUUCAUUCAUUCAUUACCAUGUUUAAUGCACCUAGCACAGGGAUUGACCUGUGCAUUCAAACACCUGUGUAAUUAAUGGAUCAAUGGAGGAAAUAUCAUUCAUCACAAAGAAAAAUGGGCAUUUAAAAAAAUGAUAUAAAUCAGAAUUAUAGGAAAGAUCACAUAAAAUGAAGUAAGUAUAUGUGUGUUCUGGGAAUGAAAAUAAAGUAUGAUGUAUCUAAGUAAUUUUCCUUCGUAAGUCAUAGGUUGCUAGGUCUCCACUGGAGACAGACAUUUGGGAUGUCACCAUUUUGUACAUUGAACUGCUGUGUGUUUCAUGUGACCAGUGUUAAUGCUCUGGAGAUGAUAUUAAAACUAUCAUUUUUUAUUUUUAAAAAUUCUUACCUGAAGUAUCUUAAAAUUCUAAGAUAAUCCUCUUGUAUUCUCUGUUUAGCUUGUCCAACAAAUCUAAUUUUCUUAUUUUUUAAAUCUUCAUAACCAUUAAAGUAGUCAAAUAAAGUGCCAUCAAAACCUA
Molecule: messenger RNA, 7177 nt
Organism: Callithrix jacchus (white-tufted-ear marmoset)
Lineage: Eukaryota; Metazoa; Chordata; Mammalia; Primates; Cebidae
Gene: CRBN
Product: cereblon
Biological process (GO): protein ubiquitination
Cellular component (GO): Cul4A-RING E3 ubiquitin ligase complex
Source: RefSeq, a predicted model, not a curated record